Messenger RNA from Striga asiatica, 933 nucleotides. Lineage: Eukaryota; Viridiplantae; Streptophyta; Magnoliopsida; Lamiales; Orobanchaceae. The record is from the annotation of a GenBank genome assembly.
AUGUUACUUGCGGCAACAGAGAGCAACGGGCGGCGAUGCAUCUUACGACCAGUGAAAUUCGCUGGCCCCUAUCGGAUAUCGGCGGUUGUUUGCCAAAAUUCUUUAUCUCAGAUCGACGACUCCUCCACAGCCGGCGGUAUAUUCCAGCAUCGGGGUUCUGCCUGGGUUCUCUCGGUCUUCGCGUUGGUCGGUCGUGAUACUGUCUCCAAAAGAGCUGAUGUUUGCCGUCUCAAACAUGGUGUUUGCCUCAAGAAAUGCUGUUUCUUCACGACUGUUUGGACCAACAGUGGCAAGUUGCAACAUAAGGCUUACUGUGAAAAGCAUAGCACAAAUCAGAGGGAAAAGGCUGACACUUACAAGCAUGGGAUUGACGAGUUCAGAUCUCUUAAGCAAGUUAGGCUUGUGAAGAUUCCAUCACUUUUUGAUAUGUUUGUCAUGCCAAAUCUUUAUGGUGGCAUAAUCAACGACCUAUGCACUGGUUUGAUUGGAGGUUUGGGCUUAAAUCCCAACCUGAAAAAAACUUUGAAUGUUCUAAUAUCUGAAGCAGUCGUCGUCAUACUGGUGCCUUUUGCUUCCAUCCACGAAAAAGAUGUAGAGUGUUCUAAGCAUAGGUUGAUGGUGCGAAGGAGAAAUGUGGACGGGAAAUCCGAGUAUUUGAAACGUCCCCCUCUGAAGCUAGAGGACGACUCUUUAUUUGCAAGGUUGUUCACAGAACCUUGCAGUCUAGUAGUAGGAGGACCAUCAGCUCCACCAUGUUUCAAGUUCUCUCAGCAAAGGCUAUUGACUGGAGGUGCACCUUGCUACUGUCAUGCAGGAGGAUCAGUUUACCCUCCGAACCAUUUGGAGGCACCAUUAUGGUGCUUUCGUCAGGGUAAGUUAUUGACGUUGUUUAUUGCAAGUAGUAAAGUGCAGAUACAUGAUAAGUUCCCUUGA